AUGGGCGAGCUUCCGGAGAUACGCGUAAAUCGCCAGGUUCGAGCGUUUGUUCACACCGGCGUCGACUAUGCCGGUCCUAUCGCCAUACUCAACGCUCCUGGCCGUGGGCACAAAUCUCAUAAAGCGUACAUUGCCUUAUUUGUUUGCAUGACAGUAAAGGCCAUCUACAUUGAGCUCGUAAGCGACUACAGCACAUCCGCUUUCAUCGCGGCAUACCAUCGCUUUGUCUCACGACGAGGGUUGCCAACCUCUCUAUAUUCCGACAACGGCACAACGUUCCAAGGCGCCGAAAAGGAACUCCGCACCGCCUUUCAUCAAGUGACCCGCAACACGAGCAUGCUGAACUGCGUCGCGACUGACGGAGUGGGGUGGCAAUUCAUUCCCCCUUCAGCUCCGCAUUUCGGCGGACUCUGGGAGGCCGUCGUCAAAAGCGUCAAACAUCAUCUUCGACGCUGCAUCGGCAGUCAGACGCUAACAUUCGAAGAAAUGACCACGCUCCUAUGUCGUAUAGAAGCCUCGUUAAAUUCUCGGCCCAUUGCCGCAGUCUCUGAUCACAUCGAUGACUACAAUCCGUUGACCCCGGGUCACUUUCUGAUCGGGACACCGCUCAUCGCUGCACCGGAGCCCAGAGUCGUAGCUUUCGCGCCUGAUGCACUAAGGCCGGUUAGGUUUCGGGGAUGUAGGGAUGCGCUGUGGGGUAGAACCUUUCACCAAAAACGGUCGCGUCUGGAGACGUACCAACCUGGUAGUCAACAGAUGGAGGUGAUUGGUCCCCAGAGGGCAUCCAGUUCUCAUCUAUGGCUCCACAUGCCACAUCCUGGAAACUGCAUCGACCUGCAGGCUAAACUAAAUGAGAAUAGCCAGAUAUGGUGA
Molecule: messenger RNA, 873 nt
Organism: Harpegnathos saltator (Jerdon's jumping ant)
Lineage: Eukaryota; Metazoa; Arthropoda; Insecta; Hymenoptera; Formicidae
Exons: 2
Coding region: 1-873 (290 amino acids)
Biological process (GO): DNA integration
Molecular function (GO): nucleic acid binding
Source: RefSeq, a predicted model, not a curated record